AGCGUGAUCGUGAUUUUGUGAUCACUGUGAUAAAUCACUGUUAGUGAUUUUGCACGCCAUCCCUAAUGGCGACCAUGGUGAAAGAACAGAUUUGGGUUGACAUGAACGAGCAGAAGGAAUCACAAUUCGACCAAGUCAGGUACAAUUGGGUGGAUAUUACCCAAGAAUUUUUCGAAGCCAUCACAGAGUUGGAACUCGGAGAACUCCUACAUGAUGAUCUGUUCGGAUUAUUCGAAGCAAUGUCUGCGAUUGAAAUGAUGGAUCCAAAAAUGGAUGCUGGUAUGCUAUGUAAUCGGGGCAACAACAAACCAUGCACUUUUACGCAAGCUGUAGAGUCUGGUGCAUUGAAACUGGAUAAUUUGACAACAUUUGAAGUUAUAGGAAUAAUUGACUCAACUUAUGCGUGUAUAGUGUCUUGGCUCGAAGGUCAUAGUUUGGCUCAAACAGUUUUUACUAAUUUGUACCUUCAUCAACCCAGUCAAAUAGUGGACAAACCUUUGAAGACUUUCUGUUAUGCUGUGUACAAAAUAAUUGAAAUAAUUAAGGGUUGUAUUAAUAAAGCAUUAGUAUUCGAGGAAGAAGACUUUCAAAGUGUUACUUAUGGCUAUAGAUUGCAAGAUAUUGCAGAACAAAAGAGUAUAUCCAUGUUACGCGAAGUAGAAGAGGAAUUACAGAGGAAGAGAAGAACAAAACGUAUCGAUGUAGACUCUGAGAAAGAAUGCAGUGGCUUGUUGGCAUUGUAUGCCAGAAUUAGAUUUACCAAAUUAUUUUAUCAAAUAUUAUCGUUAAUGGGAAAGAAAGAGCAGCUACAACAGAAUUUAAACGAUUGUCAUAGAUUGUUAACUACAUGUUCGUAUAUGAUUCAACUUAUGAUACAGACGGUACCUCAUGGAGAGAAUGCCGAUGAGAUAUCAAAUUAUCCAAAUAUUAUGGGAUUCGACCCAAUGGUGAAUCAAAGAUUAUUGCCACCAACAUUCCCUAGAUAUACGAAAAUAAAACCAAGGAUAGAAGCUCUAAAAUAUUUGGACGAAUUGUUAAAUAGAUUUCGAAUGGUUACAAUGAUCACAUACCGGAACGGAUUUCACGCAGCUUUGGACUUUUUUUUAGAAUUCUCGCACCAAAGUCCAUGUAUAUUAUCUAGAUCAAUGUUACAAAUAGUUUAUUUGCCUACGAUAAAUCGAGUGUUCGGUGUACAAAACUUCGCUGAUGUUUUAAAGGACGCGGCGCGGAAUUUCAUCGCGCCGCCGGUUUUAAUGCCAAAGAGCACGUUACUUCAAAAUCAUCAAGCCAAGGAAUAUGUCGAUAGUUUCAUGUCUCACUGUGUAAGCCUUUUUAGUAGUUUAUUACAGCUUACCGGUCACAACAGAGCAAGGCAGAGAAAUAAAUUGGCACAUUUGUUAGAGGAAUUUGCCGCGUUGCAGGACGAAGCUGAAAGGGUAGAUGCGUUCUUGCAUACUUUGUCUUUAAAAAGUAUUACACCCAGGUCGCAUCUAGCUUGUUUUGGAACGUGGAUUUUGUAUCACACGCUACGGAUUAUGGUGAUGUAUUUGUUAAGCGGCUUCGAGCUUGAAUUGUAUUCCGUACACGAAUAUCAUUACAUAUUUUGGUACCUGUACGAGUUCCUUUAUGGAUGGCUUGUAUCUGCUAUAACGAGAGCCGAUACAUUUUUAAAGGAACAGGAUGAACAGAACGAUGCGCGUAAAGGAAGAAGAGCCAGGAAGAAUAAUAAGAAAAAAUCGACGCCCAGACCGUACAAUUUAGAAAUAUUAAUGUAUCAGGCUAUGCAAAAUAUAUGUGGAGGAUAUUAUAAAGCUUUAGUUGGUUUUCGUAUGGACGGAAGAAUACCGCUUCCUGAGAUUCAAUAUGACUCGGAACGAGUUCGAUACGAGCAUAGGUUAUUACCGUUUUUUUCGUUACUGACCCCACCACCGGUACAUUACCAAGAAUUCUUAGACAUGACUAAUGCACAGAUGCAUAAAAGAAAUGAGAAGGUUACUAGUGAAAUGCAGUACUUAGCUGGUUGUCGACAUUUUCAUCAAGCUAGAAAUAUGUUGGAACGAGCAUUGUCUCCUUUCCCCCCAUAUGCUGGUACUAUAAACGAGAUUAAUGAGUUAUUAAAAGUCGCUAAAACGAAUUUCGUGGUUCUAAAGUUGCUUGCAGAUGGUCAUCAAAAGGAUUCCAAAGAACCUCCAGUAUUCGAUUUUUCGUGUCAUCAACAUUUCCCACUUAUAAAACUCACCAAAUUGAAACCCUUGUAAUAGCUCUCAUUUCAAGUUGUAAAUGACAUAUUAUUUAUUUUAGCUUUAACCGUGCAAAAAAUAUUUUUGUGUUGUUGACUUUUAGAUGCCUCCGCCCCACCGUUUAAUACAAUCUUUGAAAGUUCCCAUUCUCCUCUCAUUUUCUUCUUUCUUUUUCUUCCAUGAACGAGUCUCCC
Colletes gigas is the source of this 2434-nucleotide messenger RNA. It is a transcript of the gene Naa35, whose product is annotated as N-alpha-acetyltransferase 35, NatC auxiliary subunit. NCBI's taxonomy places the organism in Eukaryota, Metazoa, Arthropoda, Insecta, Hymenoptera, Colletidae. Gene Ontology annotation, cellular component: NatC complex. The transcript is spliced from 10 exons. Gene Ontology annotation, biological process: N-terminal peptidyl-methionine acetylation. The record is from RefSeq and is a predicted model, not a curated record. Bases 66 to 2258 code for a protein of 730 amino acids.